AUGUCUGCCAUCAUGUGUGGGACCAAAAAGCACUGGUCUUCAUUAAAGUUCUUCCUCAAACUUGGUUCUCAAUUAAUCUCUCCAAGACCCUUCGUAAGGAAAUUGAAGAGCAUGGAAAGCGACCAGGUGACAAUCAAGGACAUGAAAGUUCAAAUGGCAUCAUCUAGGAGUGAGGUCGUGUCAGGUGCUGGGGUGGAUCUUCAAGGGGCUCCUAAUUUAGGACAAGGUGGCCUUCAGAGACAACCUAGUAUGACCAAGACGAAUUGUCUAUGUUCUCCAACCACACACGCUGGUUCCUUUCGUUGCAGGCUUCAUCGCACCCCUAGUCUUCAGAGGACCAAAAGCAUGGAAUCAGAAGCAGCUACAAUUCAGGCUUCCAUCGUUGAUGCUGUUGCUGAUGCCAACAAGGAUCCACUUCAGUGA
Messenger RNA from Sphenostylis stenocarpa, 423 nucleotides. Lineage: Eukaryota; Viridiplantae; Streptophyta; Magnoliopsida; Fabales; Fabaceae. The record is from the annotation of a GenBank genome assembly.